GUGAGUCUCGCGAUGCGUUCUAGUUCGCAGCAGCAUCAUGUUGUUUGCCUUGCCGCCUCAUCAGCCUUGCAAAAAAUCCGGAUCUGCGGUGAUUGAAUUUCAGCAUGGCAGGGAUUCAACAAAAGACCGUUACAUUUCCCUUCGUCGACGUCCAUCCUCCCACCAACCACCGAUGCGCAGUUGAUAAGAAGGACUCGCUUAUGCAAUCGAAGCCUGGAAUCGAAGCUAUGGAAGCCGGCUGAAGGUGAUAAGGCGGGCACCAGUCACCAAGGCAGCCAAGGCAACCCAUCCCGUGUCUCGUUGCUUUUUCCAGCGGACGGUCGGGCGCAGUUACUUCAUCGCCUUAUUAGCCCUCGCCCUCGACCUUGGCUUCGACCUUGACCUCGCUUCCCUCUUAAUCGUCGUCCAAAUGGUCGCCCACGGUACAUAAAAAGACAAGACCCUUCUGGCCGUUAUGCGCACCCUCUGUCCGACAUUACUAUGCUUUUUUUACGCCUGUUCUUCUUGAAAUGGCGGUCAGUGCCCUAACGCAACGAGAAUCCACAACCCAAUAUGGGAUUGCGGUCGAGAAACAGUCGUUCGAUGGCCAGUAUAGUCCCUCCUCAGUCAUCGUCACGAUCAGCGUGGCUCUCGCCCUCUACAAUUCUCUCGAAAUGGUGCUAUUGAUCUUGACCACAUUCAAGAGGUGGAGAGGCUUAUACUUUUGGAGCCUCACUCUUUGCAACUUUGGCGUCUUUGCCUAUACCAUCGGCAUGAUGCUGGGUUACUUCCAACUCUGUAUCUUGUGGCUGAGCAAAACUUGGCUUGAUGUGGGAUGGAUGAGCAUGAUUAUCUGCCAGUCUCUUGUGCUGUACUCGCGACUUGGUUUGAUCAUUGACAAUAUCAAAAUCUUGAUGGGCGUCAAAUGGAUGAUCGUGAUCAGCAGUUUCGUCUUUCUCGUGCCGACUGUGGUCUUGGACUUUGCUUGCACCUACUCAAAAAAGCCAUCGUUCUCCGAGGCAUAUUUCUACAUGGAGCACAUUCAGAUGACGGGUAUUACCAUACAGGAGUUGGCCAUUUCCAGCUUAUACCUUUGGAAGACGUCCAAUUUGUUGAAGGUGAUCUCCAAAGCAAACUCACGCAGUAUGGUGUGGCAGCUUUUCACUAUCAACGUGGUUAUUAUCGGCAUGGAUAUUGCCCUCAUCGUCCUGGAGUAUAAGCACCUGCAGCUUUAUCAAGAAAGCAUCAAGGCCUUCGUCUACAGUGUCAAGCUAAAGCUUGAACUGAACAUCCUGUCCAAAUUGGUAGACCUUGUCAAUAGAGAUUCGAUCAGCAGGUCCAUGACCUUGGAUGUGAUCAAUCCAACGACAUUGUCAGGUCAGGCACAGUCAGAGAUACGAGGAGAAAUGGCAGAGUUGGGACAUUUCAUGAGCUCGACAUCAACCGAUGAGAAGGGUCGCCCAACACAUCGCCUCAGCAGCUGUACGAAUGGUCGUGACUUCGGCGAUCCAUUUACUCAAAAACCCACUGACGGCGAACAAAUCACGACUGGUUCGUCACACGAUUCGAAUUCGACCCAACCAACUAAUAGAAAGAGAUCUGAUGACUUGUACGCGGAGGCUCUUCGUACCUUGACGUGAAUUUUUCAACUUUAUCCGUAAAUUCACAUCUACGCGAACGUCAAUACUAUUUUUUGGGUUUCCCAGACAUGGUGAUAUGGAUUUCUUUCCUUUCGUGAUCUAAGACAUCUGGUGAUACUCGGGAUGACCUUGUAUUUCUCGUAGCUACUGGGAUCAAAU
Exophiala oligosperma is the source of this 1778-nucleotide messenger RNA. RefSeq lists its product as uncharacterized. The transcript is spliced from 2 exons. The coding region runs from base 510 to 1619 and encodes 369 amino acids. The record is from RefSeq and is a predicted model, not a curated record. Lineage: Eukaryota; Fungi; Ascomycota; Eurotiomycetes; Chaetothyriales; Herpotrichiellaceae.